This is a messenger RNA of Entrophospora sp. SA101, 2535 nucleotides long. The record is from the annotation of a GenBank genome assembly. Lineage: Eukaryota; Fungi; Glomeromycota; Glomeromycetes; Entrophosporales; Entrophosporaceae.
AUGCCUCCGUUACCAGUAAAUGUUACAACACUUCCAACAGUUUUCAUAAAUGCUAUACUUGAAAACGAGCAAAAAAUAAACAAUGAUCCAAAUUCUUUAAUAACAAAAAACAAUGAUCAAGAUCAAGAUCUGCUGAAUUCGUUUAAUGCUGAUCGAGAAAAAAUAUUUGCGUGUAUACAACGAAUUGAAGAUAAAAUAAAAAGUUUGAAGAAAGAUGUUUUAAAGACAAUUCUUAUUCGUAAAGACAAAUUUGCAAAGUUAUAUAAUAAUUCUAUAACUUUUAGAGAUAGAAUUGAUAAUCUAUUCUUGGAAGUUGAUGAAGUUCAUAAAAAAAUUCAUUCAUCUGAGAAUGGCUUGAAACCAAAAUUAUUGAUGGCACUUCAUCAACUUCACACAAUAACUCAAGAACUUCAAAAUACUGCAUCACUAGUGGAUGUGUUAAAUUAUUUAAACGAGAUACAAAUAUUAAUGAACAAAGUUCAAGAAUAUAUGAAACAAGGUAGGAUUGAAGAGGCAGCUGGUAGCAUCAAUGAGAUGGAUAGAUUAUUAGAAUCUCCGCCAAUAAAAACAGAAAGACAAGUUUAUAUUUUUGAUAAAUUAAAGACGCAGUCAUCUAUUAUGAAGGAGACGUUGGAUCAAAAUCUUGAUGAUUUUUUAAAUCAUGCAAUUUCUUUUAAAAAAUAUGAGGAUAAAGAAGAGAUUGUUCUCACAGUUUUAUCUUCCAUAGAAAAUGAAAAUUUUACUAUUCUUUUGACAUCAAUAUUUGUUUCAUUAACUGAGAUUGAUUCGAUCAACAUGCAACUAUCAAGAUUAAAAAAAAAUGUCAUGAAAUAUCUGAUUAGCCCUUUAAUGAAAAAUAAAGAUUCUUGGAAAGUAUCAACAAAAAUUGAAGAUGAUGAUACAACCGCUAAAUUAAUAAUUGAUAAAAUCUUUAUACUUUUAAUUAGCAUAUUUAAAUUCAUCUAUACAUUUAUAUUUGGUGGAUUGGAUCCAAUGUCAAAACGAACCACCAUAUUACCUGUUGCAAAUGGAUACGCAUCAACAUUUGGAAAAUUUAUUUCACAUGAUUUACGUGACGUUGUUAUCAAUGAAUAUCUUUCUAAUGUCAUACCAACCGAAACAUCCGAAUUUAAAAGAUUUGAAAAAGUGGCCAGCUCAGUAAAAGAAUUUCAGAAUGAAAUGCGUAAAAUGGGAUUCAUGCGUCAACUUCAUAGUAAUUCAGAUGAGGAGGAUGAGGAUGAGAGAACACUAGGUGCUUAUGUUGCUAAAGUUGACAUACAUUUUACUGUUAAAAAACGUGACAAGAUGUUAGAAUCUGGACGGGAGAUAAUUUUAGAUGGCGAUUUUGAUAGUAUAAUUGUCGAUAAUGAAGGAGAAAAGGCAUUAGGAUUAGAAGAUAAAGAAGAUAAAGAAGAUAUAGUUGAUAAAAACGAAACUUUAGACAAAAAACAAACCCCAGCUGAUAAUCAACAAAAACAAAAGCAAGACGAAACAAUUUUUAAUGAUGAACCGACUGAAGGAUGGGAUGUUGAUUGGAAUGAGACUUGGAAUGAAGAUGAUGCUAAUGGUGUUAAUAGUGAUAACUUAGUAAAGGAGCCAGAAAAAAUAAUUGAUCGAUAUUCCAUAACAAAAAAAUCUAAAUUAUUAAUUGAUCUUACUAUAAGCACUUUGAAAGAGGCACAAAAAUUGAAUUCAAAAAGUGGAGUUCGACUCUUUCAAGCUACACUUGAUUUAUUUGAUUUGUAUUGUGCUAUUAUGCCUAUAUAUUAUCAUGAUAAACUUAGUGAGGUGCCUGCAUUAACUAUGUUAUUUCGCAAUGAUUGUAUAUGGUUAGCUGAUCAAUUGUUGGAUAUUCAAGAACAAUAUAACAAUAAUGAAAAACAGUUUAUUCUGGAUCCAUUAAAUACUUUUAAUGCAACAAAAACUAAUAUUUUUUAUAAUAAGAUGGUAAAUAAACUGUGUGGGUUGGGUAAAGAAUGGUAUGAUCUUCAGUUGGAUAAGCAAAAAUCAGGUUUAAAAGAGAUCUUAGAUGAAAUGGGCGGAUUUGCACAAAGUGCAACCGAUGAAAAAUUUGAAGCUUGUCAAAGAGGAAUGAAUCAAGUUGUUCACACUAUAAAUCAUUUAUCAAAAAUCUUGGAUGGUGUGUUACGUCCAAUAGAGCUUUAUAGUGUUUUAGGAGAAUUGAUAGAUUAUGUAUUAAUGCAAGUUAUUGAUAAUAUAGAAGAUUUAUAUGACAUUUCAGCUGAAGAAUCUGAACAAUUAAAUAAGAUAUGUGUAAUGUUGUAUCAAUUAGAAAAAUUAUUUAAAUCAACCGAGCCAUAUAAAAUAACAAACCAUGUAGAAAAUUGGAUAAAAUUUAAGCAUAUAACAGACAUCUUAACAAUCUCAUUAGCAGAAAUUAUGAAAAGAUUCCAUAGUGGAUAUUUGAGAAGUUUCAGCAUUGAUGAAUUAGAAGGACUUGUAUGUGCAUUAUUCGCUGAUAGUACUUUAAGAGAAAAUAGUUUAUCAGAGAUUAGGGAAGGUCAUCCUAUUUAA